GGCGCAGGCUGAGGGGAAGCAGCAGGAGGAACAGCCGUUGCGGUGCCGCCAUGGAGCUGGGGCGGGUGCCGCUGGUCUUCUCCCGCCUGCCCAUGUUCCCCUUCUUCGACGCGGCCCAUUACCUGGCCUCCGUCAUGGCGCUGAAGGAGCAGCGGGGAGCAGUGGAAGUGUCACGCCGGAGUCCGAUUGCAUGUUGGUUUAGUGCUAUGCUUUAUUGCUUUGGUGGGUCUAUUCUGUCUUCCCUGAUGCUUGCAGAGCCUCCUGUAGGAUUCCUUACAAACAGCACUAAUGUCUUCCUGGCAUCUUCAUUCUGGUAUCUUGUAUUUUAUUGUCCACAUGACAUAUUCUACCGAUGCUUUUCCUUUCUGCCUCUUCGACUGAUGAUUGCAGGAAUGAAAGAAGUGACUAGGACUUGGAAAAUAACAGCUGGAGUUGCACAUGCAAACAGCCACUACAAAAAUGCCUGGCUUACCAUGGUAGCUGUUGGUUGGGCCAGAGGCGCUGGUGGUGGCUUAAUCUCUAACUUUGAGCAGUUGGUGAGAGGUGUUUGGAAACCUGAAAGCAAUGAACUUCUGAAGAUGUCCUACUCCGUAAAAGUGACUCUGGUAGGUGCAGUACUCUUCACAUUGCAACAUGCCCAGAACCUACCGAUAGCAAGACAUAACCUUAUGUUCUUUUAUACCACCUUUCUAGUGGUCACAAAGGUAACCAUGAUGUUGACACAAUCUGCAGUUUCUCCAUUUGCUCCUUUCGAGUCUGUGCUGGGCUGUAUGCUCUUUGGUUGGGAACAAACUCCAUCUGAAGUAAAGGCUGAAUAAAAUGGAUACUUAUACACAGCAGCAUAUUCCAAGGUAUGAAAAGCUCCCGUAGUCUUGUUCAAAUGAGCAAUGGAGUUAGAGUGGUAAAAUUUUACCAAACAUUCACAUUAUGUGAAUAAAAAAUUACCACUGUAAAUAGUUUGCACUGCAAAACUGUGAAAUGUGCCAAAACCAAGGCCUUUGUUUCCUACAAAAAUAUCUGAAUUACGACUAUAAUUCAUGUUGCACUGAUCUUGAUUCUGCUUAGUCACAAACUGGAGAAUGUUUUUCAUUUUCUACCUUCCAGAAUAAGAGUAAAUUCUCCUUCAUUUUUUAAAAAAAGAUAUUAUAGUUAGCAAAUAUUAACAUUUAUCUAGCUAACCCACUUUGAUACUGUCAGCUGAAAACUUUUGAUUUAUAUGUUUGCUGUUCUGUACGCAGUAAAUCAGAUAGUAACGUAAUAUUUCUGUUAUUAAAUUGCUAAUGUGCAUUUGUAUUGAAGCAUAUGGUUUUUAGUGUUUCUUCCAUUUUCAUUUUGCUGUGACUGGAUGUGUUCUAGCAUGGCAUCUUAUCCCAAAUAUCUAACAUCAUCUUCUCCUGCUUUCUAAGGUAAACUGUCAUUGUGAAAGGAACUCAGAAUUACAUGUUGCAAGUAAUAUCCAUUUUUCCGACCCAAAAUGUUUAUCACCUUAACCUUCUCCCUGAUUGGAGGAUAAAUGUGUUUUUUACUUCCUGCACGCUCAUCUUUUCUGCACUAGUGUUUUUAUUAAAAUCUCCCAUCAUUUUGUUACUACCGGUUAAGCUGCGCCAAUGGCAAUAGCACUGGUGCAAAAACUGUGUUCAUACCUCUGUCAUUUAACCCUGUUUAGAGUAGGGUCAUAUGAUGUGGUAAUAAAAAUACUUGUGCCCUAUUCCACCACUUAUGCUGGUACUAGCAUUGGUGGAGCAGUUACCUGCUGGUCGUAAUGAGUAAGAGUACUUCUAAUGUAAGAUGCACUGUAAUUGUCCAUCAGCUUUUGCUGAAAUGCCUCUUCUGUUCCUUGUGUACGUUGCACACCAGUUUGGUAACUCAUUUGCAGCAGCUAUUGCCUUAGCGAAAGUCUCUCAAUUUUAGAAGAUGUAAUUAGUGUUUCAGAGAUGCCACUCACAAAAUGCAACAUCUUUCAUUUGGCCUGUCAUUCAUUUUUGUCUUCAAAACUAUUUUUUUCUGUGUUUCUUCUGUCAACACCAGUCUAUACAAGCCUAACUUUUGUCUGACAGUGAGCACUUUUGAAGCAUUUCUGUAACUAAAUUAAACCAGUUACUUCCAUGUGAAAAUGGCAAGGGGGAGAGAAAAUGUACAUUUCUCCUCAGACUGCAGUUAACUCUGAAAAAUGAUUGUGGGUAAACAGUUAUCCAAGUAGUUCAGGGUCAGAUCUAAAAUCUGAAAAUGAAAUUCCAGUUGCAAGGUACACUUCUGAAUUUGAGAUAAUCUUGAGUUCACAUAUAUGCAAAUAUGGCACCUAAUUCAACAAAGCUUUUCUGUAUAUUCAUAGUCAUAUAUACUCAUUCUUGUAGCCAAAAUUUUUUCACUGCUUUUUCUUCCUGUUAGUCCCAUCCAACAUAGCUGAGAGAGAAUGCUGAAUCUAUUUGAUGUAUUUGCAGGGUUGGCAGCUAGAAAAAACCUCUUCACCUAUGCACUGAGAACCUCUGAUAGGGAAAUAAAGAUGCAGAUAGAAUUCCAUGAUGCUACUUCAAGUCUCUUCUCAGAUAAGAACCCAACUUUAUAGUAAACCUUAGAUUUUAGGCAGUGUCCAGGUAACUGGCCAUGUCUUUCAGGUCUUUUUAACUAAAACAACAACCUACUUCAACAUGGAAACAAAUACAUGAAAUCCAUCUCAUCAUUGGGCAAAAGUCUUAUGAGUCUAGUGCCUAAAGGACAAAAUGUCAGAUUCUUGCCUUAUAACCUUGGGGCUCAGUUUGUUUUCCAGUAAUAAGUGGUAGGAGCAUUGAAUCAUCUCAUACCAGAAUAUUAAGUACCCAUAUGAUUUUAGGUUAUAAAGGGGUAUUUGGAUGCCAUUAAAAGUAACUACUAGUUUCCUGGUUAACAGGGAGCUAAAAAUGAGACACCAGUAACUGCAGUACUUCCUGCACAUGUAAAACUUUCAGGUAACUCUUAAGUCCCUAAGAGGUGUAUUAAGAUUGUGAACAAGUGUUCGAAUACUUCAUAGUACUAAACUUGGGUAUGAGACACUUUUUUUCUCCCCAGGUAACUAUAUUGUACUACUGUGAAAUGCUGGCCAAUAUCACUAUUUUUAGCCCAAAUGGAUAUGUGAAAAUAUCUUUGUUUACAAUAAUUUGAAGCAGAAAAUGUGGUGUGUUAUACUCAGUGUGGAUUUUUAUAAAAAUUACAUUAAUAAAUAAGUGGAAACA
Chelonoidis abingdonii (Abingdon island giant tortoise) is the source of this 3209-nucleotide messenger RNA. It is a transcript of the gene TMEM38B, whose product is annotated as transmembrane protein 38B. Gene Ontology annotation, cellular component: membrane. Lineage: Eukaryota; Metazoa; Chordata; Testudines; Testudinidae. Gene Ontology annotation, molecular function: identical protein binding; potassium channel activity. The record is from RefSeq and is a predicted model, not a curated record. Gene Ontology annotation, biological process: potassium ion transmembrane transport.